AUGAAAACAGACAAUGAUGAAAGAGAAUCAGAAAAGAACGACCAAAAGUUUCAAAAUAUCUCGAUGAAGGGUCAUAGUCAAGCAAUUGGAGGUCUCGUAAACCAGGAAGAUCAUGAUGUUGGAUUGCCGUUUUCAGAUGUCCAGAAGAACGAUAAUUCUGAAGUUAAAAUGGUCUGUGCUCAUAGAGAUCCUCAAAUAAAAGCACUUAAAGUCAAAAAUAUCAUUGCUGGAAAAGGUGGUAAAGAAACUGAAAACGUUAGAAAUUGGCCAUUGGACUUGCAGGCAAGUGAACGAGAAAAAAGCAUGAAAAUGGGUAAAGUUCCAAUAAAACCAAAAAGAGUUUCAUGGCAAGUCAAAUUUAAAAAAUGGUUCAAAAGAUUUAAAAGUGGCGAUAAAGAAAAUGAAGGGGAGAUGAACCAAACUGAUCAUCAAGUCGACUUGCCUUUCUCUUCUGAUGUCCAGAACAAUGACGAUAAUGAAACGAAAAUGGAAAUUCAUCAAAGAGAAUCGCAAUUAAAAGAUCAAAAACUCGAAAAUAUUGAUGAGAGAAGUGACGAUAAAGGAACUGAAACGCACGUAACCCAACCAGAUAAUAAAGUUAACUUUGACGGGUGGCCAUAUUUUGAUAGCCGGAAUUACGACACUGCUAAAGGGAAAAUUCACUCUGUGCAAAAGAAUUCUCAAAUAAAGGCAAUAAAAGUCGAAAACCUCAUUAUGAGUGGUGAUGAAAAAGCAGUUGUAAACAUUAGAAAAUCGCCACCUGUCCUGCAAGCAAAUGAACGAGAAAUGAUCUUAAAAAUUAAUGAUGUUAAGACCAAACCAAAAAGUGUUUCUUUGAAAAUCAAACUGGAAAAAUGGUUUAGAAGGUUUAAAAGUGAAGAUAAAGAAUUUCAAGGUCACAUUAGCAAGUCAAAACAUGAAGACGGGUCGACAUCAUCUGAUAUCAAAACUAAUGACGAUGCUGAACUGAAAAUAAACUAUGGUCAAACAGAUACUAAAAUGAUGAUUGAAAAACUCGAACAGAUAGCAAUGAAAGGUAACGAUAAAGAUUUCGAAGGGUGCACAAUCCAGCCGAAGUAUGAAGUCGGGUUGUCAUCUUCCGAUAUUCAGAAUAACGAAGCCGCUGAAAGAAACAUGAACUAUGCUCAAACCGAUUUUCAAAUGGUGCCAGAAAAACUCGAAAAGAUCCCUUUGAAAAGUGACAAUAAAAAAAGUGAGGGGGACAUCUGUCACACAGAUUACGAAGUUGAGUUGCAAUCUUCCUGUAUGCAGGGAAACAAUGAUGCUAAAAAGAAAAUGAACUAUAGUCAAACAGAUCCCCAAGUGAUAACAGAAAAACUUGAAAAUAUCUCUGAGGAAAAUGACGAUAGAGACACUGAAGAAAACAUGAGUCUACUAGAUUAUGAAGUCAUGUUGUCAUAUUCUCAUAUCCAUAGUAACGACGAUGCUAAAAGGGAAAUGAAGAAUGGUCAAACACAUUCUCAAAAUAUCCCUAUCAAAUGUGACGAUGAAGAAUUUGAAGGGUCAACGAUUCAGCAGAAGUAUGAAGUCGGGAUAUCAUUUUCUGAUGUUCAGAAUAGCGAAGACGCUGAAAGAAACAUUAACUACGCUCCAACCGAUCUUCAAAUGGUGACAGAAAAACUCGAAAAGAUCUUUUUGAAAAGUGACAAUAAAAAAAGUGAGGGGGACAUCUGUCACACAGAUUACGAAGUCGAGUUGCAACCUUCCUGUAUGCAGGGAAACGAUGAUGCUAAAAAGAAAAUGAACUAUAGUCAAACAGAUCCCCAAAUGAUAACAGAAGAACUUGAAAAUAUCUCUGAGGAAAAUGACGAUAGAGACACUGAAGAAAACAUGAGUCUACUAGAUUAUGAAGUCAUGUUGUCAUCUUCUCAUAUCCAGAGUAACGACGAUGCUAAAAGGAAAAUGAAAAAUGGUCAGACGGAUUCUCAAAAUAUCCCUAUCGAAUGUGACGAUGAAGAAUUUGAAGGCUGCACGAUUCAGCAGAAGUAUGAAGUCAGGAUGUCAACUUCCGAUAUUCAGAAUAACGAGGCCGCUGAAAGAAACAUGAACUAUGCUCAAACCGAACUUCAAAUGGUGGCGGAAAAACUCGAAAAGAUCCCUUUGAAAAGUGACAAUAAAAAAAGUGAGGGGGACAUCUGUCACACAGAUUACGAAGUUGAGUUGCAAUCUUCCUGUAUGCUGGGAAACGAUGAUGCUAAAAAGAAAAUGAACUAUAGUCAAACAGAUCUCCAAGCGAUAGCAGAAAAACUUGAAAAUAUCUUUGAGGAAAAUGACGAUAGAGACACUGAAGAAAACAUGAGUCUACUAGGUUAUGAAGUCAUGUUGUCAUAUUCUCAUAUCCAGAGUAACGACGAUGCUAAAAGGGAAAUGAAGUAUGGUCAAACAGAUUCUCAAAAUAUCCCUAUCAAAUGUGACGAUGAAGAAUUUGAAGGGUGCACGAUUCAGCACAAGUAUGAAGUCGAGAUGUCAUUUUCUGAUGUUCGGAAUAGCGAAGACGCUGAAAGAAACAUUAACUACGCUCCAACCGAUCUUCAAAUGGUAACAGAAGAACUCGAAAAGAUCCCUUUGAAAAGUGAAAGUAAAAAAAAUGUGGUGGCCAUCUGUCACACAGAUUACAUAGUCGAGUUGCAAUCUUCCUGUAAGCAGACAAACGACGAUGCUAAAAAGAAAAUAAACUAUAGUCAAACAGAUCCCCAAGUGAUAACAGAAAAACUUGAAAAUAUCUCUGAGGAAAAUGACGAUAGAGACACUAAAGAAAACAUGAGUCUACUAGAUUAUGAAGUCAUGUUGUCAUAUUCUCAUAUCCAUAGUAACGACGAUGCUAAAAGGGAAAUGAAGUAUGGUCAAACACAUUCUCAAAAUAUCCCUAUCAAAUGUGACGAUGAAGAAUUUGAAGGGUCAACGAUUCAGCAGAAGUAUGAAGUCGGGAUAUCAUUUUCUGAUGUUCAGAAUAGCGAAGACGCUGAAAGAAACAUUAACUACGCUCCAACCGAUCUUCAAAUGGUGACAGAAAAACUCGAAAAGAUCUUUUUGAAAAGUGACAAUAAAAAAAGUGAGGGGGACAUCUGUCACAUAGAUUACGAAGUCGAGUUGCAACCUUCCUGUAUGCAGGGAAACGAUGAUGCUAAAAAGAAAAUGAACUAUAGUCAAACAGAUCCCCAAAUGAUAACAGAAGAACUUGAAAAUAUCUCUGAGGAAAAUGACGAUAGAGACACUGAAGAAAACAUGAGUCUACUAGAUUAUGAAGUCAUGUUGUCAUCUUCUCAUAUCCAGAGUAACGACGAUGCUAAAAGGAAAAUGAAAAAUGGUCAGACGGAUUCUCAAAAUAUCCCUAUCGAAUGUGACGAUGAAGAAUUUGAAGGCUGCACGAUUCAGCAGAAGUAUGAAGUCAGGAUGUCAACUUCUGAUAUUCAGAAUAACGAGGCCGCUGAAAGAAACAUGAACUAUGCUCAAACCGAACUUCAAAUGGUGGCAGAAAAACUCGAAAAGAUCCCUUUGAAAAGUGACAAUAAAAAAAGUGAGGGGGACAUCUGUCACACAAAUUACAAAGUUGAGUUGCAAUCUUCCUGUAUGCAGGGAAACGAUGAUGCUAAAAAGAAAAUGAACUAUAGUCAAACAGAUCUCCAAGCGAUAGCAGAAAAACUUGAAAAUAUCUCUGAGGAAAAUGACGAUAGAGACACUGAAGAAAGCAUGAGUCUACUAGGUUAUGAAGUCAUGUUGUCAUAUUCUCAUAUCCAGAGUAACGACGAUGCUAAAAGGGAAACGAAGUAUGGUCAAACAGAUUCUCAAAAUAUCCCUAUCAAAUGUGACGAUGAAGAAUUUGAAGGGUGCACGAUUCAGCAGAAGUAUGAAGUCGAGAUGUCAUUUUCUGAUGUUCGGAAUAGCGAAGACGCUGAAAGAAACAUUAACUACGCUCCAACCGAUCUUCAAAUGGUAACAGAAGAACUCGAAAAGAUCCCUUUGAAAAGUGAAAGUAAAAAAAAUGUGGUGGCCAUCUGUCACACAGAUUACAUAGUCGAGUUGCAAUCUUCCUGUAUGCAGAGAAACGACGAUGCUAAAAAGAAAAUGAACUAUAGUCAAACAAAUCCCCAAAUGAAACCAGAAAAACUUGAAAAUAUCACUGUGGAAAAUGACGAUAGAGACACUGAAGAAAACAUGAGUCUGCUAGAUUAUGAAGUCAUGUUGUCAUCUUCUCAUAUCCAGAGUAACGACGAUGCUGAAGGGAAAAUAAAAUACAGUCAAACAGAUUCUCAAAUGAUGGCAGAAAAAUACGAAAAUAUCACUAAUAAAAGUGACGAUGAAGAAUUUGAAGAGUGCACGAUACAGCAGAAGUAUGAACUCGGGAUGUCAUCUUCUAAUGUUCAGAAUAACGAAGACGCUGAAAGAAACAUGAACUAUACUCCAACCGAUCUUCAAAUGGUGACAGAAAAGCUCGAAAAGAUCCCUUUGAAAAGUGAAAAUGAAAAAAAUGUGGUGGACAUCUGUCGCACAGGUUACGAAGUCGAGUUGCAAUCUUCCUGUUUGCAGAGAAACGACGAUGCUAAAAAGAAAAUGAACUGUAUUCAAUUAGAUCCCCAAAUGAAACCAGAAAAAUUUGAAAAUAUCACUGUGGAAAAUGACGAUAGAGACACUGAAGAAAACAUGAGUCUACUAGAUUAUGAAGUCAUGUUUUCAUCUUCUCAUGUCCAGAGUAACGACGGUGCUAAAAGGAAAAUGAAAUACGGUCAAACAGGUUCUCAAAUUAUGGCAGAAGAAUACGAAAAUAUCACUGUUAAAACUGACGAUGAAGAAUUCGAAGGGUGCACGAUCCAGCAGAAGUAUGAAGUCGGGAUGGCAUUUUCUGAUAUUCAGAAUAGCGGAGACGCUGAAAGGAACAUUAACUAUGCUCGAACCGAUCUUCAAAUGAUAGCAGAAGAAUUUAAAAAUAUCACUUUGAAAUGUGAGAAUAAUGAAAUUGAAGGAAACAUGAGAAAUCCAGAUCAUAAAGCCUGGUUGCAAUCUUCUGAUAUUCAGAACAAUUACGCUGAUGAAAAAAAAAUGGACUCUGUGCAAAGAGAUCCUCAGAUGAAGGCCCCGAAACUCAAAAAUAUUGCUAUAAAAAGUUUCGAUGAAGAAAGUGAAUUGCACACGUGCAAGCCAGAAAAUGAAUUUCUGUUCUUCGGGUCGCCAUAUUCAGAUAUCCAGAGUUACAACACUACUGAAGAAAAAAUUGACUUAGUUCAAAGAGAUUCUCAGGUAAAGGCACAAACAGUGGAAAAUAUUAUUAAGAGAGAUGAUGGUGAAAGAAAUGCAGAUGUUGAACCUUGGACAUUAAACUGGCAAGAAGCUGAACAAGAAAUAAACAGGAAAAUAAAUGAAGUUCCAAUUAAACAAAAAAGAGUUACAUGGAAAACCAAGUUAGAAAAACGGUUUAAAAGGUAA
Molecule: messenger RNA, 5442 nt
Organism: Uloborus diversus
Lineage: Eukaryota; Metazoa; Arthropoda; Arachnida; Araneae; Uloboridae
Exons: 1
Coding region: 1-5442 (1813 amino acids)
Source: RefSeq, a predicted model, not a curated record